CGACCAGAUGAGUGGUUGCUUAACACAUUUUUGACGUGCUUAAAAAACAGAAGAAAGUUAGUCGCCAACACUGGCCGGGUCUGGAUCCCUAACAAGGGAUUCCGAGCGUGGGAAUCCGAUUGACAUUACACAGAAGGACUUGUGCGAGCUUUUUCUUUCCAAAACAAAAUGUUCAGAAAGUUUUCUCUUAUCGUCCUGUUACACUUUAUUCCGCUGUAUCUGAUUGUGCCGGGGUCCCGUGCCCAGAGAUCGAGUGGACCACGGUUUCUAAUAGGAGACCGCGACCAAGACUUGGAGUGCAAUGUCCAUUGUACUGGCUCUCAGCUGAAGCCCCUCUGUGUGUCGGAUGGUCGGACAUAUGAAUCGAGAUGUGAUUACCUGAGGGCCAAGUGUAGGGACUCAACACUGGAGAUCACGCAUCGAGGCAGAUGUAAAGAAUCCGGUCCAACCAAAUGUCGGACAGAAAGGGCGCAGCAAGCACAGGAACAGGCCAAAAAACCGCAGGAACCAGUUUUCAUUCCCGAAUGUAAUGAAGAUGGCUCAUUCGCUCAGGUGCAGUGCCACACAUUCACAGGAUACUGUUGGUGUGUUACUCCAGAUGGGAAACCCGUGAGUGGAUCUUCGGUUAAAAAUCAAACACCCGUGUGUUCAGGUUCAGUAACCGAUAAACCCUCAGGACCCAGCAGUUCCGGCAGAAAAGUCUGGCUUCACCCAGGAGGAAGCAGAUGCAUCAAAGCCGUUGUAGCCCCGGUUUCUUUUCAAUUCUUUCUAACGCUAAAUUCAGAAGACGUAUCGAAGCCGACCCCAACCGCUGAAACCCAGCCAGUGUUUGACGGAGACGAAAUUACAGCACCGACCCUUUGGAUAAAGCAGCUGGUUAGUAAAGACUCCAAACAAAACGGCUCGAGCAUGAGGAAUCUAGAAAAGCCUUCCUGCGACCAAGAGAGGCAGACCGCUCUGGAGGAAAGCCGGCAGUAUCCCCGAGAUGGCAUCUUCAUUCCUGAGUGCGCUGGGGGGGGCCUCUACAAACCCGUGCAAUGCCAUCAGUCGACUGGGUACUGCUGGUGCGUCCUGGUGGACAUUGGCCGCCCCAUUCCUGGAACGUCCGCCCGUUACCAAAACCCGGACUGUGACAGCAAUGCCAGAUCUAAGCUCCUGGAGGGAGAUGACCCAUUCAAGGACAAAGAGCUGCAAGGUUGCCCCGGGGCAAAAAAGUUGGAGUUCAUCACCAGUGUUUUGGAUGCUCUCACCACGGACAUGGUGCAAGCUAUUAACUCACCAGCGCCUGCAGCGGGAGGAAGGUUUCCUGAGCCCGAUCCAAACCACACACUGGAGGAACGCGUCGUACACUGGUACUUUGGUCAACUGGAUAAGAACGGCAGCAACAACAUCCACAAGAAGGAAAUGAAGCCAUUCAAACGCUUCUUGAGGAAGAAAGCCAAGCCAAAGAAAUGUGGGCGGAAAUUCACCGAUUACUGUGACUUGAACGAAGAUAAAACCAUUUCAUUGCACGAGCUGAAAGGAUGCUUAGGAGUGAAAGAAGGAGGAUGACCAGAACUGGACGCAGUCCUUCUUCCAAGUGGUGCCACAGUAUCUUUUGCCAUCCAGCUGAGAGGGCAGCUCGUGUUUCGACAUAAUGUCCUCCGCUCCAAAAGACAACAUGUCUGACAGGCUUCCGAAAGAAAUCAACAAAGUGUUAUCCUGAAUUAAUCUGGUCAUCUGCUCCACAUUAUUUCCCCCACUUUCCGUGCUCCUAUGGUCCUUGGCUCUUCACGUGGAAUUCCUAAUCCAGGAUCAGAUUUAUGCUCCUAUUCUUCUAUCUGACCAUUCUAUUGUUUUGUCACCCACAUAAUGUGCCGAGUGAAACAAAAUAAUCAAAUCCUAAAUGUUGACAGCUGGUUCUGGAUGGAAGUGUUGAAAAUAAAGGCCCAGUCUUUGAGAAAGCCAGGAACAGGAUGAAUAAAACACUUCACAUGUUGUUGUGUUACCUACAGCUGCAACAAGGUUCAGUAAGAGAUUGCACAUCAUCUAAAGUGCAAAAAUAUUUUCUUUCAGCAAUACGUACAGUUUGGCUGUUGCAAAGGUAUUACUAAGCUGCGGAUCUUACCGGGCCCUUGUAGGUUUCAUAAACAAUUGCACGAAAUAAAAUUGAGCAGGAACUGGGUGGUUGGCACAUUUGGUCCUUCCUUUUUCUCAGAGUGAACAGAACCUCUGAUAGUUCUGUUUUUUUUCUUGUUUUUUUUAUUUUUUAUUAUUUUCU
Molecule: messenger RNA, 2260 nt
Organism: Chiloscyllium plagiosum (whitespotted bambooshark)
Lineage: Eukaryota; Metazoa; Chordata; Chondrichthyes; Orectolobiformes; Hemiscylliidae
Source: RefSeq, a predicted model, not a curated record